Zootoca vivipara (common lizard) is the source of this 1303-nucleotide messenger RNA. It is a transcript of the gene MSX1, whose product is annotated as msh homeobox 1. Gene Ontology annotation, molecular function: DNA-binding transcription factor activity, RNA polymerase II-specific; RNA polymerase II transcription regulatory region sequence-specific DNA binding. Gene Ontology annotation, biological process: regulation of transcription by RNA polymerase II; embryonic morphogenesis. Gene Ontology annotation, cellular component: nucleus. The record is from RefSeq and is a predicted model, not a curated record. NCBI's taxonomy places the organism in Eukaryota, Metazoa, Chordata, Lepidosauria, Squamata, Lacertidae.
ACCUCCAUGAGCGACGGCUGCGAGAGCUGGAGCGCCGGCGGGGGGACGGGGGGAGCUGCAUGGCCCCGGCACUGGAAAUGACUUCUGCUCAGAGCGCGGGGGGAAGCGAGGAGCCACCCGCGCCGGCCUUCGGCAAGCCCGGCCCGACGGGGCCCCCGGGGGCCACCAUGGGCCGGGAGGCGGGCGGCGGCGGCGGCAACAAGCCUAAGGCGGCUCCGGCUCUUCUACCCUUCAGCGUCGAAGCGCUCAUGGCCGACCGCAGAAAGCCCGGCAGCCUGUCCAGAGGGCCCGAGCGGGGGGAGCCGUCGGCGCACCCGAGGACCCUCAGUCCCAGGAUGGGGGCGCCCUCUGCCGCGGCGCCGGAGAGACCGGCCUCGGCGCUCGCCAUCGCCAGCCAUUUUGCUGUCGGGGGAUUAGUCCAAGUGCCCGAAGAGGCGCUCGCCAAAGCCGAAAGCCCUGAGAAGCCGGAGCGGACGUCCUGGAUGCAAAGCCCCCGCUUCUCUCCGCCGCCGCCAAGGCGCGCCAGCCCGCCGGCCUGCACCCUGCGCAAGCACAAGACCAACCGCAAGCCGCGGACGCCCUUCACGACGGCGCAGCUGCUGGCGCUGGAGAGGAAGUUCCGCCAGAAGCAGUACUUGUCCAUCGCGGAGCGCGCGGAGUUCUCCAGCUCGCUGAGCCUCACCGAGACGCAGGUCAAGAUCUGGUUCCAGAACCGGCGCGCCAAGGCCAAGCGGCUGCAGGAGGCCGAACUGGAGAAGCUGAAGAUGGCAGCCAAGCCCAUGCUGCCGCCCGCUGCCUUUGGCAUCUCCUUUCCUUUGGGCGGCCCGGCGGUGGCGGGCGCCUCUCUGUAUGCCUCCUCGGGGCCCUUCCCGCGAGCCGGCCUGCCCGUCACCCCCGUGGGACUCUACACGGCGCACGUGGGCUACAGCAUGUACCAUCUCACCUAGAACCCCUGUGGGCGAGGGGGGGGGCUCCUCCACCCCAGAGGAUCUGUCAGAUAUGUCAGCCCUCUGGUCCCUCGACGGGAGAGGCACCACCCAGCAGGGAAGGAAGGAGAGCUGGUCCUCUGGACUCGCCCAGGUAAAGCCUCUCUCCAAGGACUGGAAUACUCCGCAGGCUUGGGCUGCCCUUUAGGGAACAGGAGUCAGACUGUGGACACCCCGCCCGCCCCCAGGCCCCGAGGACUGCACCUGCUGCUCUUUGCAGCUUGUUCUUCCACCAAGCCCCGUGGAAGGGCUCUGCAUACUGUGUAAUAUAAUGUACAGUUCAAAAUUUAUUAUCGUUUAUAUUAAUAGCUAUAUUU